This is a messenger RNA of Macrosteles quadrilineatus (aster leafhopper), 824 nucleotides long. RefSeq lists its product as uncharacterized. The transcript is spliced from 2 exons. The record is from RefSeq and is a predicted model, not a curated record. Bases 88 to 774 code for a protein of 228 amino acids. Lineage: Eukaryota; Metazoa; Arthropoda; Insecta; Hemiptera; Cicadellidae.
GAUGUAUUAAAAUUCAUGUAGUUCACCAUAGACGGCAAGUAAGCGUAGCCAUUUUUAUUGGGUUGUUGGUUUCUACGACUCAUCAAUAUGAAGGAUUACACGAUUGUUCUAGUGGCUCUGCUAAUGUUGGUGAUCCAUUGCUCUGUCGGAGCUCCACCGAAUUCCGAUUCCGGUGGUGGCAAACAAAAUACUGGCCUCAUGAAAACAGUCGUUGGCAUCUUGAAAUAUGGAUUAACAGGUCUUGCACGCUCAGCUGGAGCAAUCAAGAAUGCCCUAUUGUUAGCCGAAAUAAGAGAACAGAGAAAACAACUUAAACAAGGACCGGAAAAGUCUGCUUGCAGUGCGAAUGAUAUUGGAUGUAUGCUAAGUUCAUGUGACGUAGCUCUCUCAAAACAGUCUAAACCCGCAGAAGGUGUGAAGAAAAAAGGCAGUGGGACAGGGGCUAGACUUGUGAAAACAGGUGGGAACGUAGUUAAAGGUGCAAAGAAAACAGGCAAGUUGAUAGCUCAAGAUUUAUCAAAUAGUGUUGCUGACAGUAUCACGGUUAAAAAUGCGAAUAGAAUUAUACAAAGUGAAUUGGUCCAGUGUUCUGUAUUACCUAUCCUUCAGGAUGCAGUCAAUUCCAGCCCCAUUGGUCGAUGGGCUUUGUGGAUUUUUACCUCUAACACUGGCACGGCCGUCAUUGCAAAAACGAGAUUAAAGGUAAUCUUGGAUAUGAUGAUCAUCAACCAGCUUCAAGGGGAGACAGAAGAAAAUGACGACGGCAAUGAAUAGCACAUGUUACUGCGCUUUUCGUAGACCAUGUUCUUCAAUUACAUGAAUGC